AGAUAGAAACAUUGAAAGUGAGAAGAGAGAUUGUCUUCGAGAAAUCAAAAGAAAGAAAGAGAAAAAAGAAGAAGAACGAUAUAUAUCUUGUUUGGAAUAUUUCUCUAUAAAACCCCCUAAAGCCCCUUGCCUAAUUCCUACAAUUCACUCUUCAUUUUCUUUGAGCAAUCCAUUCACUUCUCUAGAACCUCUCAUUGCUUGCCCAUAAACCCUAAAUAAUCACAAAAAACCAAAACCAAACCAAUGGCUUCCACUAUAUCACCACCACCAGCUGCAGCUCUAGCCUCCAUCGCCACCCCCACCAUCCUAGUGGGUCAACACCAACUCUACACUCGUAUUCGCCUAGCAACACCCGCUGAUGUCCCUCACAUCCACAAACUCAUUUAUCAAAUGGCUGUCUUUCAAAAUGAAACUCAUCUCUUCACUGCAACUGAAUCCUCCCUUGCUUCCACCCUCUUUAACUCACCUCCUUUCCAAUCCUUCACCGUCUUUAUCCUUGAGGUCUCGUCCAACCCCUUCAAAAAUAUUCACUCUCCAGCUUUCCUUCCCAUUGAACGCACCGUCCUUGUUGAUCAUGUAGCUGCUGAUCCCGAGGCCGAAACAUUUAAGAGUGGUGUUGCUAAUGAAGAUGAUGAUGGUGAUGAUGUUACUGUGGCAGGGUUCGUAUUGUUUGUGCCAAGUUACACUACAUUUGCAGGGAAGCCAGGGUUUCACGUGGAGGAUCUGUUGGUUAGGGAGUGUUAUAGAAGGAAAGGUUUUGGGAAGAUGUUGUUGUCCGCGGUGGCGGAGCAGGCGGUGAAGAUGGGGUUUAAGAGAGUGGAGUGGUCAGUUCUGGAGUGGAAUGUGAAUGCUAUCAAGUUUUAUGAGGAGAUGGGCGCUAAGGUUUUGACUGAGUGGCGGGUUUGCAGGUUGACUGGCGAUGCUCUUGAGGCUUAUGGUGAUGCUAAUUACUAGAGUUUUUCUCUCUUUUUGGAAUCAAGAUAUAAAUAAUGCUAAUAUUAAUAAUGAAAAAUAUUUUCGAAAGAAAAAACAGAAAUAAAUAAAUAAAUCCUCUUCCCUUUUUGGGGUCUA
This is a messenger RNA of Populus nigra (black poplar), 1071 nucleotides long. Its product is annotated as GCN5-related N-acetyltransferase 8-like. The transcript has a single exon. The coding region runs from base 244 to 954 and encodes 236 amino acids. Gene Ontology annotation, molecular function: N-acetyltransferase activity. NCBI's taxonomy places the organism in Eukaryota, Viridiplantae, Streptophyta, Magnoliopsida, Malpighiales, Salicaceae. The record is from RefSeq and is a predicted model, not a curated record.